This is a messenger RNA of Pseudomassariella vexata, 213 nucleotides long. RefSeq lists its product as uncharacterized. The transcript has a single exon. Bases 26 to 211 code for a protein of 61 amino acids. The record is from RefSeq and is a predicted model, not a curated record. NCBI's taxonomy places the organism in Eukaryota, Fungi, Ascomycota, Sordariomycetes, Amphisphaeriales, Pseudomassariaceae.
GUACUGUUCAAAGUCUAUCGCCCAGAUGCCUGUUCCCGGGGCAAUGUCCAUCGCACAUCUCGGAUUGGUCAUUGGCCAAUUUGCCGUCGAGGAGUAUAGUCAUUCCAGCAUGUUGCAAAUGAAGGCGUUCUUGCUCUGCCGCAUCGUUGAUGAUGAGGUAUUUGCCUUCCUUCCAGCCAUGGUACAUUUUGCCGAACACGCCAACGACUGAGU